UGGCAACCCUUCAUCCAACCUCCAUGCUUGAAACCUGACGUAUAACCUACAAAAUCGUAUAAACAUUGUGCGUAUUUCUUGUAUUUAUUCCAAAUUAAAAUAUUAGUUUAGCUCGAUAAUGAGUGAAGAAGUCCAAAAUGAAGGACACAGUGAUCCUAACAAACGUAAAAAUAAGAAAAAGCCCAAGAAUUUCCUUAAAAAUGCUAAAAAGUACGCCAAGAAAGGUCAGUGGGGUAGAGGCACUAAAAUGAGUGAAGAAUUGUACCAAUAUUUCUUGGGGAUUUUGGAUGCUAUGAAAGCAGGUGUAGAGGAUGACGAUCAGAGACAGAGUUUAGUAAACAAUGUACUGGACCGAACUAAAGGUGAAGAACUAAACAUAAUCGGCAAUCAACUUGGCUGCCGAGUCAUAGAGCUGCUACUACCUUUCUCGUCACCCGAAGACUUGGAACGGUACUUCGAAGUGAUUUACCCUGAGCUACGAAGACUUUGCUCCGACAACUUCACUAGUCAUGUUGUUGAGACUUUACUAAGGGUAGCCAGUGAAAGAGCGACAGAUCAUUUACAAACAGGCGAAACAAAUGAAGACAGUGAUGAUGAAGCACCGAAAAAAAAGAUAAAACUAGAACCGAAACCAUCUAAAUACAGUGAUGCCCAUGUUAAAAACUGCUACGAAUUCGCUUUAAAGAUUUGUAAAUAUGCCCUAAACAAUUUAGAAGAUUUUGUGUGGGACAACUAUGCUAAUCACAUUUUGAGAAGCGCUUUAAAAUGUCUAAGCGGCAUCACAUUGUUACCAAACGAAAAGCCUAAAGUAAAUAUGUUUGUUAUAGACAAAAGUGAUAAGCAAACACCACCGUCACCGUUUAUAAAGAAAAUGGUAUACAAAAAUGUGCCAGAUGAUUAUAAAGAGUUAGUUACAGAAUUUGCGAGAAGGUUGUCAGUUUGGCCACAGUUUAAAGACCUACCGUACCAGAACUUAACGUCUGGUUUGUUGCAAGUGUUGUUAUACGCUAUUAAGAAUGUUGAUAAGAACUUGACGAGGGAUUUGCUGAAGCAGUUACUAAACGAGAGUUUUGCUCCGGACAAUUGGGUGGCAAACGGUGAUGAUGCGGAUGAUAAGAAGGAUGUGAAGAUUGAUUUAGAUAAUGAAAAUCAGGAGAGUGCUGUGAAGAGUUGUUCGCUGCCACCGGUGUUUGAGUCGGAACCUGCUGUCAGAUUACUGGAAGCAGCGCUACUAGUGGCGAAGAAGAAGAUGUACACACAGAUAUAUGCCAAGUGCUUCAUCAACAGGCUUGAACAGUUAGCUUGUAUGCCGACGCUGAAUUACACUGUGCAGAGGCUGUUCGACAACUGCCAGAUUAAAGAGGAGUUGGAACCAAUGUUCGACGAGUUGUCCAACAAGUUUGGCGAUCUGUUGGCCUGCGGGAACACUGGUGUUCUGGUGUCCGUCGCUAAAGCGUGCCUCAGGGUUAAGGCGCGGCAGGCGCAGCUUGUUAAUAGUCUAGAAUCAGCCCUUAAAGUGACCCAGAAUCAGAAGUACUUCCCCGUGUUCGUCUUAAGGUUACUGCCCUCGGACCGAGUGGAUGUCAAGACUUUGGACAAGGAAUACUUCAUCAACGUGCAUGGAUCCGUUAUACUGCAGAGCAUACUGGAUUAUCAGCGCCCAGCCAAAGCCGUCAACGGUCUGCUAGAACUGACUCCAGAACAACUCCUCGUUAUAUUCAGCGACGCUAAGGGCAGCCACAUAGCUGACGCCUUCUGCAAGGGACAGUUCGUGGGCGUGAAGGCGAGAGACAAGAUGAUAUGGAAACUGAAGGGCUACUACCAAACCUUAGCACUCGCCCAGCACGGCUCACGAGCUCUCGAACGCAUCUUCGAAGCGGCAUCUCUCGAGCAAAAGGUUAAAAUAAUGACGGAACUCUCUGACAAGAGCAACUUACUGAAUAGCACGAAGUUCGGACGAGUGGUCGCUGUGAAGUUAGAUGUAGAAGGGUUCAAGAAAGCGCAAAAACAGUGGGAAAAUAAGUUUAAAGCGAAAUAAAAUAUUAGAUAAG
Messenger RNA from Leguminivora glycinivorella, 2051 nucleotides. RefSeq names its product nucleolar protein 9. The record is from RefSeq and is a predicted model, not a curated record. Gene Ontology annotation, cellular component: nucleolus; 90S preribosome; preribosome, small subunit precursor. Lineage: Eukaryota; Metazoa; Arthropoda; Insecta; Lepidoptera; Tortricidae. Gene Ontology annotation, biological process: endonucleolytic cleavage to generate mature 5'-end of SSU-rRNA from (SSU-rRNA, 5.8S rRNA, LSU-rRNA); endonucleolytic cleavage in 5'-ETS of tricistronic rRNA transcript (SSU-rRNA, 5.8S rRNA, LSU-rRNA); endonucleolytic cleavage in ITS1 to separate SSU-rRNA from 5.8S rRNA and LSU-rRNA from tricistronic rRNA transcript (SSU-rRNA, 5.8S rRNA, LSU-rRNA). Gene Ontology annotation, molecular function: RNA binding.